AUGAUCACUUGGAAUGAAAGAGGUUAUAAAGGCUUUUAUAAUGCUGGCUUGAAUUGGAGAUAUUAAAAAACUGAUUAUAUAAUUUAACAAUCUUCAAAUGGGGAUUUAUAUUAUAUUUAUGAUGGAGCAAUUUAAAAAAUGUAAUGUAGCAAAUCUACCUGUUAAAUAGUUUGCCUACAUCCACAUAAAUUAAAUAAUCAGAUAUCAUUAGAAAUUUAGAUGAAAUAUAAUAUUUAUCAUGGGAAGGAGUCUUGCUUAAUAAUAAUAAAAUUGGAAAGUGGAGUGCUUUUUGGAAAUACGAAAACCUUAAUAUUGGUGGAUAUUAUGAUGAAAAAGGAAUCAAAUAAGGUCUUUGGAAAGAAUUGUUUAAGAAUUAUUGGGAGUAAGAAUGUUAAAAUAUAUUAGUCAAUCUUCAAUAACUUUGAAAGGAGAAUAUAGAGAUGAAAAAGCUAGAGGAAGAUGGAACAUAUAUUUUAAAGAUACUACUUUGUAUUUUAUAAUUAUAUUUAAUAGUGGAGGUGGAAAUUAUGAUGAAAAUGGAUUGAUGUAAGGAUUAUGGGUUGAAAUAGACGACUUUUUUUUAAAGUAAUGAUUAUUAUAAUUAAAGUAAAUGUAGAGUCUAUUAUGUUGGCAAUUAUAAAUAAGGAAAAAAAUCGGGUCUCUGGGAUACCAAAUAUUAAGAAAAAAUUGUGUAAUUAAUUUAAAUUAUAAAUUUUAGAGGAGGAGGGAUUUACAAUGAAAAUGGAUAGAAAAAUGGAUUUUGGAUUGAACUACAUGAAAAUUAUUUCAAGUGUCAUUUAGAUUUAUCAUAGUUAAUGCUAUGUUCAUUAUUCUGGAAAAUAUUUGAAGGGAAAAAAGCACGGAUAAUGGUAAAUAAAGUAUAAGAAAAACACCUCAACAUUUGAAUAAUUAAUGUAAUCCAAUUUCUUAUCAUAAGUGGAGGAGGAAUUUUUGACUUUGAUGGAAAAAAAUAAGGAUAAUGGGUGGAAUUAGAUGAAAAUUUUUCCUAGUAAAUUUUUAAUAUAUAAUAAUAGAUAAUUUGAUAUAACACAUUCAGGGAAUUAUUUCGAUGGAAAAAAAAAAGGAACUUGGAGAUGUAUGAUGAGAAUAGACACUGAGAUUACUUAAAUGUAUUUGAAUGUUUAAUUUAGUGGUUUUGGUGUUUACAAUAAAAAUGGAUUGAAAAAUGGAAAAUGGAUGGAGUUACAUGAAAAUUCGAUAUUGUACAUACUAUUAAAACUUAUCAUAAAGCAGAGACCCUAUUACUUGUAUCGGAGAAUAUAGAAAUGGAGUUAGGAUAGGAAAAUGGAGAACAUUUUUUUGCAAUUAAUUGACGUAUCAGAUGAUAGAUUAAUAAGUGGGUUAGGAAUUUAUGAUUUUAAUGGAAGAAAAACAGGUUAAUGGAGGAUUCUAAGGAAAAAUUUUAAUAAGUAUUUUAAGUAGAAAAUAUUUUAGAUAUAAUUAAUUUAUUGAAUUAGGUAGUUUUGAGAAUGACUAGAAAUUUGGAUUUUGGUAAACUCUAUUUAACGUAGGGUUAGUUAUUAUGUAAAUUGUUAAAAUAAACAAUUUUUUAGGGGAAAAGGAUUUUAUAAUUCAUAUGGCUUAAAAGAAGGCCAUUGGAUAGAUUUGGAUGAGAAUAAUUAUAUGGACUAAUUUGUUGCUUAUGAAGGAGAUUAUAUAAAUGGAAGGAAAUUUGGAAGAUGGGAUACAAUUUUUAGAAUAAAGUGUGAUGAUUCAUUUACAAUCAUGUAUCAUAGAUAGUUAAUAUUAAGUGGUGGGGGAAAUUAUGAUGAUAAAGAGAUAAAAAAUGGCAAAUGGAUUGAUUUGAUUGAGAGCUUUUCAUAGUAAUAGUGUUAAAGUUUAAAAGAAACCGGUAUG
Molecule: messenger RNA, 1878 nt
Organism: Paramecium primaurelia
Lineage: Eukaryota; Ciliophora; Oligohymenophorea; Peniculida; Parameciidae
Source: the annotation of a GenBank genome assembly